Messenger RNA from Coffea arabica (coffee), 1412 nucleotides. RefSeq lists its product as uncharacterized. Gene Ontology annotation, biological process: rRNA base methylation. Gene Ontology annotation, molecular function: rRNA binding; rRNA (pseudouridine) methyltransferase activity. The record is from RefSeq and is a predicted model, not a curated record. Gene Ontology annotation, cellular component: small-subunit processome; nucleus. Lineage: Eukaryota; Viridiplantae; Streptophyta; Magnoliopsida; Gentianales; Rubiaceae.
UCCACCAGAGUCCUUUUCUUCCCUUCUCUCCCCUUUCAAUCCAAACAGUGCCUCGGUCAGCCCACACAAUUGGCGAAAUUCCCCCAUAAACCCUUUGCACAGCCUUCGCUAACAACUUAAAACCUUUUCACUCGACGGCCACUACCCAGCAAAGCCGGUCGCCCUUCUCAGGCCCUUUCUUCUUCUGUCCCUCCCAAUUGCUGUUCUUUCAACGGUUUUUUCAGGAGACAGGUUUGGCAUAAAUACAGUUGAAAGAGCUAGUGAUGGUUACUGCACAUGGACUGCCUCGAGGUUUUCCUUAUCGACUUAUCUAUAAUCAGCGGAGUCUUUGGGUAAAAAGAAGACGGAGGAAAAGCAUAUUGCGUCCUUGUUCAGUGGAGAAACUUCUAAGUCAUUCUACAAAAGAGCUUGAACCAGAGAAAGAACAUGAACAUGCUGUGAACAAAGGUGAGGAAAGGAAGAAAGACAUGGCAAAAGCCAGAAAAGAGGAGACAAAAGCUGGUGACUCUGAGGAUGUACUUCCAGGGAUUCCACCAGUUCCUUCGAGCAACCACCCAAAGUCUGGUGUAGCAUUUGUUCUUGAAAAAGCUUCACUUGUGCCUGCUUAUGUCGGAAGGACAUACGAGAUAUUGAAUCCAGACAAGCAUGCUGAUUUUUUAAGAAAGAAGAACAUGAAUCCUUAUGAUUACAGACCUGAUAUUGUCCAUGAGAUUCUCGUUGAUAUACUGGGCAGCCGACUUAAUAUGGCUGGUAUGGUUCAGGCUGUGUUUGUUAAAACUGAUCUAGGGCAUCUUAUCAAAAUCAAGCCACAUGUACACAUACCACCGACAUUGGGCAAAUUUUGUGCUAUGAUGUCCCAGUUGUUGCAGAAGUUUAGUAUCAAAGCUAGGGGUGGGGGUGAGAAACUAAUGCAGUUGAUUGACAACCCUUUGGUCAAGCAUUUGCCUGUUAAUUCUCGAAUAAUAGGGCUUUCUGUUAGUUCACCAAAUGCUGUAAGGUUGCGGGACUAUGUUGAUGAUGUGGGCAAUGAUUGCACUCCUGUAUUUGUGAUUGGUGCCAUGGCUCAUGGGAAAAUUAAUAGUGACUACACAGAUGAUCUUAUAUCAGUUUCUGCACUUCCUUUGAGUGCAGGUGUCUGUGUGAGACGUAUAUGCUACGAAUUGGAGAGGAAAUGGAGGAUCUCAUAAAGUUUUUAUUUGUAAGACUCUGUAGUUUGCAAACAAGAAUGCUCAUUGAUUUUUCUACACUUGUCUGAUAUUUGGUUCCAAUAUGUAUGUAAAAGUAGGGGUAAUUCUCGCUGUGAACCUUAGUAGCUCACCAGACAAGGCAGAAGUUUCUGAAAGUUCAGUUAUUGACACAAUUUUCUUCUUUAAUAUCACAUUAUGAUAAGGUAUUUAUCAGCUAUUACAGUA